AACUUUAAUUAGCAACAUGUUAGCAAAGUCUGGAUUCAAAAUUGUAUUGAACGGCUGUUUAAACGAUAGAGGAGAUAAUUUAGCGCACUACUUUAGUCGUCAAGGAGACGUCAUUGACUUAAUAGCCUUGAAAGAGGUUAUUAAUGACGACAAUCGACAUCUAUUAUUAGAUUACAAUUUCAGUCAGAGACAGUGUGUUCAUAUUGUCGUCUGUGAAGACAAAGUAAAUGCCAUCAAGAAAUUAAAAGUACUCUUAGAAAUGGGUGCCGACAUCAAUGGCCAGGAAAGGAAAGGUGGCAACACACCUUUGCACCUUGCUGUGCAUUCCAACAACUAUAAAUUAGUUAAAUGGUUGUGCAAGCAGCCCUCAAUCAACAAAACAGCUCUCAAUUAUGCUCAGAAGACACCCCAUGAUAUUGCCAUUGAACGUAUUGAAAAGAAAAUUAAUAACGCACUGAUGGAGCAGAAGAAGUGGUACAAAAUUAUGCAUCCAUCAGGUGCUGAUUUAUCAGAAGAAGAGUAACGAGCACGGUAUGAAGUUCCAAAAUUUUAAGAGACCAGAUUAUUUAGUGAUGAGUGAAAAUGUGUUCUGAUGCUUGAUUGUAAAGUGACGUAACUAGUUUUUUAGUCUGUUAAGUAUUUGUUUUCUGGUUUUCAUAUGAUUUCAUGUAAGUUUUGUUGCUCAUCUGUGUCUAGUGUAAAUGUUUUGUAAAUUAACCAUGUAAUUAGGUAACUGAAUAUUUCAUGCUAUAAUUAUGCUAUGUUGUUUGUAUCUUAACUCUUUGUGUUUUCGAUUAUUCUAAGAAAUUUAAAUAUGUUUAUUAUAAGAUUGGUCUAUUGCCCGGAAAAAAUCGUGGCUGCUGCAGCUGUUGUUAAAAUUACUUCAAAUUGGUGUAAAGAAAUGCUUUUACUCAUUUGAAAUAACUGGGACUACACAUGUAGUGACGCCAACUACAGUUAUCAUGUUUACUAGAAUAUUUAGUAGUUAGAGCUGCGUAUAAUAUACCUUUUACUUCAUACUGGACUACCCGCUACUACAUUGUUUUACCCCAAUAUUAUGGUUUUUAGGCACCACAAUUUUUUUCCGUAGUCUUAGUAAUUAAUUACUCUAUAAGAAUCUUUAACAACAUAUAUAUUUUUUGUCAAAAUAAACUUACUAAUAACCAUUGUUCACUUAUUAUUUAAAAUAAUGUUUUAUCUUUUUGACAUAAUUGGGAUAAAUGGAUAAACAAAUUUUUGUCCUCCAAUUUUGCCUAGAAAAUUCGGUAGUUAUGGGAUAAAGCAGGUGAUGUUUUUAUUAUGACCUCUCAGCGGUCAACUCACUGCACAAUUUUUUGCUGCAAUUAAAAAACUGGUAAAUUGAUACUAAGAUGGAGUGAGUCCAAGAAUAUAGAUCGACGUCUUACUCACAUGUUUAUCGCAAGACGCAUAUAAUAAAUCGCUUCUAUUAUUAACUUCUAUUAUUAUUUUG
Microplitis demolitor is the source of this 1471-nucleotide messenger RNA. It is a transcript of the gene ank-G4-2, whose product is annotated as NF-kappa-B inhibitor cactus-like. Lineage: Eukaryota; Metazoa; Arthropoda; Insecta; Hymenoptera; Braconidae. The record is from RefSeq and is a predicted model, not a curated record. Gene Ontology annotation, molecular function: protein binding. Bases 17 to 523 code for a protein of 168 amino acids. The transcript has a single exon.